AUGUCGACUACAUCAUCACCAUCUGAAACUACUGCUACUACUGCGACUACAACAACAACAACAACCUCAGCAUCUACUUCAACAUCACCACCACCUUCACUACCACCUUCUAUAUCAGUGACACCAACUGCGACUCAUAUCCCGGUACCAUCACCGAAUCAAUCUGUAACAUCGGCAUCAGCAUCUGGAGGAUUAAACUCUUCGACUGCAUCAGGAGGAUUAAACUCAUCAUCUGCAUCAAUCAAUGGAGAGGUCGGAGUUGAUCAUAUAACAAUAUCAUAUCAAGAUGACUUUGGAGUAUGGAAAUAUUUGGAACCUGAUUUAUGGAAUCAUUUACCAUUGAGAAAUAUUAGUUGGAGAACAAAGACUGGUCAUACCAAGAUUGUAGAUAAAAUGCCUGUUAAUAUUCUACCACACAAUGACGAACGAUUGAAACCAACGUACGAGUUUCAAGACUUGUACAAGAAACCAUACCUCUAUUUGUACUUGGUUCACUGCGAUGACGCCGAUCAGUACAAGAACGCGGUCAAACCAAAGAUCAAGCAAUGGGUGACAUCAAUGUCUGAACGUCAUCAGGAAUGGUUGAUAGUUUUGGCGUUAAUCUAUGAACGCGCACAACUCUACGAGGAUGCGUUGGUGCAGUACUUUGAGCUCGAAGUGCUGUUUACAGAGACAAAGACAACGUUUGAGAGUAUCACCAACAACGACCCAGGUGACGGGAUGGAUAUAUUAGACGUAAACAAAAAACCAUACCGCGACCUUAUUUUUAACAACAAGAUUAGUUUGUUUGACUUUAAACAUUAUUUGUUUGCCAAACAGGCCAAACUACUCUUCCUCUUGCACCGUCCAGUCGAGGUUGCAUCGCGUGCCAAUGCAUUUAUCGCAUCUAUCCAACGUAUCAUAUCAAAGAAUGCAGACAGUUUCUCGUCACCUUACUUUAGAGAGGCGUGGGUGUUUUCAGUCAGUCUCGAGAUUAUCAAGGCAUGUCAAGAUGGUUAUGAAAAGUUGUCACAGUCACCUUCUUCAUUGGGACAGGGUGGUGCGAGUGGAACUACCGUCAACCCAAAAACAAAGAUUGUCACUCCUCCACUCUCGAGAUUUCUCAAUAAUGUGACGAGCGGUCUCGGGCUCGUCUCUGGCAGCAACACAUCUUCGCCUGCCACUACCCCUGCCACCGUAUCACUAUCAUCGUCAUCAUCAUCCUCCUUUUCAACAACAACUGCCGCUUCCAAGGCAUCCUCUAUUCUCAGUGGUCUAGGUAUCACUGGAACUCAAUCUCUUACAGUCACUCAAUCAUCUACACUUCAAGGUGGUGUAUCUAAUUGGAUGAGAACACCAUCACUAAACUCUAUCGCUGAAUUGGAUCGUACCAAAGAUGAUAAACAAGAAAAAGAAUUAUUUGAUUUAUUUUUAUCUGAUUUAUUAUUUAAUGCUGGUCAAAAGUUGGAAGAAUUAGCAAUUAAAUUAAAGAUUAUUCCAAAGGAUUAUUAUGGAGCAUUAUUUAAAAGUGUUGAAGAGUUGUUUAGAAAAGAUGAUGCACCAAAUAAUAUUUCUACCACUUCCAUCUUUUCCUAUCCUCCUCUUCAAGCUGCUUUCCAAUCAGUCGAACAAUUUAGAACUCUUUAUCUUGAUGUUAUGAAUCAAGCUGAAAAUUUAUUUACUCAAACAAAUAGAACUAGAGCAUUGGCCAGAUUAAAAUAUUCUGUUGGUACUUUUCAUUUUAAAUUAAAAGAAUUUGGAUUAGCAGAGAAUUUAUUUAAAUCUAUAGUUAAUUUAUAUGCAAGAGAAAGUUGGACUUCAUUAGAGUAUGCAGUUAAAACUAAAUUGGGAUAUUGUCAACAACAAUUAAAUCAUAUAGUCGAUUAUACUGGAACUUGUGUUUCCUUACUUUCACCUGGUACACUAUCAAACAAAGAAGAAAAAAAUUAUUACCUUGAUCAAAUCAUUCAAAUUUCAAAUACAAAAGAUUUAAAUAUUGUUCAAACACAAAAUACAUCAAAAUUAUUUAAAUGUAAAAUUAAGAUUGCACAAAAAGAAUAUAGAUUUUUAGAACCAAUUACAAUCAUUGUAAAGAUUAGAAGUAAUCUAAAUCAACCAAUGACGAUUAAUAGUGGACAUGUCAAUUUUGUAAAACCAUCCAAUCCAUCUGGCACUGUUGAUAAACUUAUCUUUUCACUCAACGAUUUUGUUUUGCAACCUGGCGACAAUAUAUUGACAUUUAGUACGGUUGGUACCAUCAAAUCAUUGUUUGUAAAGGAGUCGUUGUGGCUCAAGGCUGGCAGCAUCUCCUUUGCCAUUCCACUUCGUGGUGGUGAUGCAGGACAGAUCCAAAUCAUAGAGACGGCCAGUGCCAUCACUCUCGACACUAUUGCACCGUCACCACUGUUCCUCUGUUGUGUGCAAUACAUUACCGUUAGAAUAGGUACGCAUACCGACUCUAUUGAAAAGGGUGUGUUGUCAUUUAGCAGUCCUAGCGGUGCAACCAUCAUCAAUGCACCGACAUUAAAGGCAUUACUCAAGAAUAAGCAUGGCCACCAAUCGAUUGUCGAAUUUGCAUUCAAGAAUGAAAAGAUCCAGCUUGAACCAUUGGAUUAUGGUGAACAACUAGAGUUCUUCCUCCCCGUGAUGGCAGUCAAUGUCGAUCCAUGCACCCAUCAAUUCCGAGUUGAUUUCCAGUAUCAAAAACAAACCAAAGAAACCUAUUCCAUAUCACCAAUUGAAAAUGCUCUAUUUAUUAAUCCAUUCUCCGUCGAGGAACAAGUCAUCCCUCUCAAUAACAAAUAUUUCUUAAAGAUCCAAUUACAAUGUAAUGCUCCUCUACCAAUCGUCAUCACUGAUUAUCUACUCGAUGAAUGUGAUUCUCAAUAUUAUGAAAAUGAAUCCGAUCGUAAAUAUUCUUUUUAUCUAAUGAAAGAUUAUAAUCAAUCUUUAAAAAAUACUACAUUAUAUCCAGGUCAUUUAAUUUCAACAAUUUUUGAAUUUAACAAAUAUUCAGAUAAAGAUGCAAAUAGAUGUUUUAGAUUAAAAGUUCAAUAUAUAAACAAAUUACAAGAUUUGGACCCACAAGUAUUAGAGUGCAAAACAUUAUGGAAUGAUCAAGUUGAUUUCUUUUCACCAAUUAAUAUUGAUUGUCCAUCUCAUUUAUAUAAAAUCGAUAUUAGUAUUUCAAAGAUUACCUAUUUGGGAUCUAUUGUACCAUUGGGUAUUUCAAUUAGUAAUUUACAAUCAUCAAACAACAAGGAAACAACGACACUUAACAAUGUGCAAUACUCUAUCGACUAUGACCCUUCAUUCUGGACGGUUGCCGGUCGUACCAAAAACUCUUUUAAAUUGGCCAAUGGAAAGACACAACAGUUUUCAUGUGAUCUCAUCCCGAUUUGCAGUGGGGCCCUGCCUCUACCAAGAAUCAAUCUGAUUGGUAUCGACCAAGUCAACGUAGUCUACUCAAUCUCUACCAAUAAUGAUCACAUCUAUGUAUACCCUCCAAUCAAUAUUAAUUCUGCUUGUAAAAUCAUUAGUACUGGAGUUUAA
Molecule: messenger RNA, 3531 nt
Organism: Cavenderia fasciculata
Lineage: Eukaryota; Evosea; Eumycetozoa; Acytosteliales; Cavenderiaceae
Gene: trappc10-2
Product: trafficking protein particle complex subunit 10
Exons: 9
Coding region: 1-3531 (1176 amino acids)
Biological process (GO): early endosome to Golgi transport; intra-Golgi vesicle-mediated transport
Cellular component (GO): TRAPPII protein complex
Source: RefSeq, a predicted model, not a curated record